UGAAGUGGUUGCUCGGCAACGCUAUGGACGUCCUGUAGACUGCUGGGCUGUCGGAGUUAUCAUGUUUAUUCUAUUGUCUGGGAACCCCCCAUUCUAUGAUGACACAGAUGAUGAAAAUAGCGACAGUCACAACCGCCGAAUCUUCCGCAAAAUUCUGGCUGGGGAGUAUGAUUUUGACUCUCCAUAUUGGGAUGAUAUCUCCGUCGCUGCUAAAAAAUUGGUGACGAGACUAAUGGAGGUAGAUCAAGACCAACGAAUCACAGCCCAAGAAGCCUUGGGACAUAUCUGGAUAUCGGGAAACAUUGCUUCCGAAAAGAACCUCAAAGAAGGGGUCUGUGCACAGAUUGAGAAAAAUUUUGCCAAGGCCAAAUGGAGGAAAGCCAUCCGAGUCACUACAUUCAUGCAACGUCUCCGGGCCACAGAUGUCAGUGGCCGCCUCCCUGUUACUCCUCGUACCUCUAUGAGCGUGGCUCACGAGGUCACCAUUGAAGCUCCCAGACUGGCUGAACAUUUGGAGACUCCAUGUUCACUAGAGGAGCAAGAGAGCAAGACAGAAGUAGUAGCUGCUGAGCAGAGGGAAUAACUGCUCUUGCUUCCUGGUGUUUUCUCUGCUGGAUCAACACACUCUGCUCUUCGAAGGGGAGGGUUCGGUGAGAGAGCAGCAUGGGGGGAGCUUCACAGUGGUAUUAUCCAUUUCCCUAUUCCUGCCUGUUGGUCAGGAACUAGUUGGUUUGAUGGACAGGUGACUGGACAUCAAGAUCAAUCAAGUUACAUUGUAAAUAGGAAAUAAAGCCUGGAGGCACCAUUAGCUAGACAAUUUUCAGCUGUCAUCAAACGCAGUAGACACCUCAUACCUUUAUGGGAGCAUAGGCCUGCUUUUGAAGCCUUUCCCAGUAGCCAGUACAAGCCAUGGCCCCUGUCCUCCAGCUUUACUUGUCCCCAUGCAACGAACCCUUAUGCCUUGCUGAGUGGCAGUAUCUCUCAGGUCCAAAGACCAAGGUCCCACAAUAUUUGCAUCCCUGCCUCUGUGGUUUCAUAGGGGUUUAGAAGACAGCACAGUUUGAUUCACAGUUGCUUCCCUCGGGGUGGAAAGCCAAAAAGGGAACAAAACUUCACCUCCUACUUGUAGAUACUCUUAGGAACUAAGAACGCCUACACUGCUGGCAAAUAUGUAUCCAAAGAGAAUGGAAAAGAGGGCAAUGCCAAGCAAGAGUCAGAAGAGAAUCCAUUCCACAAGUCAGAGAGGUCAAUUUUCCAGCUCCCCCCCCUGCCCCCGCCCCAUUCUGCAGUGCUGGUCUCACAUGUAAUUGUUAGCAACAGCGGGGACAGCUUGGAAAGGCAGCAUUGAUGAAUUGUUACUCUGUUAAGUCGAAUCUCAACCUCAGCUGGACUGUGGAAGGAGGGGAUGGAGUAAGUGGGAUGCAUGUCCAGGCCAGCUGCAUGUUUUAUGAAGAUGUUAUUUUAAUACAGAAAAUCCUAGCUGCCCUCUCCUGGUGCUGUCUUUCCCUCCCCUGGGGCAGUUCUGGGAAAGAAAAUAAACAGGGUCUUUCUCUGAAUAUUGUCUUUUUUUAAAAUGUGCUUCUUGGGGAUGAAUUUAUCAUCCAGGUACCUCAAAAAUCCCCCAAACAGAUUUGGGGAGAGGAGUAAGAAUCUAUUUUCAAUUUCCCUGCUUUGAAAAAUAAAAGAUUGUGUUGUCAGAACACACUUAUUCAGGCUACAGAACCCAUUCAUUCAGGCUACUUUUAAAGACCUAGCAGUUGCAGUUGUACACAUUACUAAAUCUGAGUGUUAGGCUUGAUUAGUCUGUUUGGCUAGUUCAGUCCAUGGUAUUUAGCCUAGAAAAUGGGUUAAACUAGAUUAAUUUAGUGACCAAGUUAAAAGUGUUGGGGUAUUGCAGGUUAAGUACAUUAUAGUGCUUAGAUCUCUUUCCAACUAUGACUUAUCAAUUACCCCAUGUUAAAGCUGCAUGUUUCAGUUCCCAGUAAAAAACAUCUCGAAACAGAAACAUGGAGAAACCUCAGAAUAAUCAGAAGUUUUUGACUGUUCCAUUCUAAAACAAAUGAAGAUCACAUUAAAUUUUAUAUAUAUAUUU
Thamnophis sirtalis is the source of this 2092-nucleotide messenger RNA. NCBI's taxonomy places the organism in Eukaryota, Metazoa, Chordata, Lepidosauria, Squamata, Natricidae. The record is from RefSeq and is a predicted model, not a curated record.